GUCGAGAGAGGAGAGGCGAGCGAGAAGCGAAAUCGCGCGAGCGUCAUCGCGACCAAUCGGCGACACUUUGCGCCUCUCGGUCGCAACGUUCGGAUCGCAUCGUCCCAUUGAUCGUCGGACGAGUUUUUUUUUUUCCGCGCGAUUUUUCGUCCUCGAUUUUAUUGUCCGCGAAGUGUCGAAUCGAUCCGCCGAAGUCUCCGCAUUUCGAGGAACCAUGUCGAUAAUCUACAGGAAUUCGAUGAACGUCAUCGGCAAGUUCGUGCCCGAAGGACUGCAGCCUCUGUGGAAACAUCCAGCUGGUCCGCAGACCAUCUUCUUCUGGGCACCGCUUUUCAAAUGGGGGCUCGUCAUUGCCGGCCUCGGUGAUCUACGAAGGCCAGCGGAGAAGAUCUCCAUCAGUCAAUCUGGUGCCUUGGGCAUUACGGGGGUGAUCUGGACCAGAUACUCCUUAGUCAUCACCCCAAGAAAUUGGAGUCUUUUUAGCGUGAACCUCUUCGUCGCGUUUACGGCUAUAUACCAAAUUACGAGAGCCUUGAGGUAUCAGUACCAACAAGAAGCUCUGCAGAAGGCAACCCCAUCAAACGCAGCUCACUAAUGAUAACUGUGCUAGAUAUACAUUCCUAGGGGACGAAAAUAAGAAUACAUUUAAUUUUUCGCGUUUUGCGAAACGUUCACGUUAUUAUUUAACUCGUUGGGACGGAUAGUCUAGUGACAUCUAGUAUAUCUGACCAAUAUAUCUUAAUGACGAAUGAGAAAAUGUAAAAAUAAUCGUUAAGUUACAUCAUCUGACUUAAAUUUCUUAAAAUCGUAUAUACAUGUAAUAUAUAACUGCGUUUAAAGAGACAGAUCUAUUAGCAAAUUAAGCAUUAUAGAUAUUUCUAAAUAGGGCGAAUUAAUAUUGUCUGGAAUAGUAGAAGAAGACAAUUCUGAAAAGACAUGUAAAUCGAUCUGAAGCAACAAUCUGACACCUAAUUGUUGUUUAAUUUGGCAUCGUGAUUAGGACGUCUUCUAAACUUCGAGAUAUUUUUUACUUAUCUCCUGUAAGAGUCGAACGGAACAAGUUACAAAUUUUACAUAAUGUCGAUUGAGUUUUUUGGGUGUCAAACUGUGAUACGUAUGACGCAUAAUACUUGGUCGUAACGUUGAUGUUACGUGAUAAAUCAAUAUUGUACGGUUAGAUUAAAUAUAACUACGAUCGACUGGAAUCUUGCCAAAUCUCGCAAGUAACGGACAUUGCAAAUUUAAUCAAAUCGUAUGUACUGGUCUCAUCGAUUGUACAUACAUAUAUAUGUUCUCGGCGUCACGUGCGUUCCAUCUUUCGACGUAAGAAUGUUCACGGUGCUUCCGCCCGACAUAUCGACACUACACGACGAUUCAGAAAAGAAUGGAUGAAUGUACAAAUGUGUAUAUCUCACUUAUUAUUGCUGUAACUGCCUCGCUUUGAUUAGUUGAAAUAAAUUAUGGAUAUUUUUAA
Messenger RNA from Cataglyphis hispanica, 1474 nucleotides. RefSeq lists its product as uncharacterized. The coding region runs from base 215 to 595 and encodes 126 amino acids. Gene Ontology annotation, biological process: pyruvate import into mitochondria. The transcript is spliced from 4 exons. The record is from RefSeq and is a predicted model, not a curated record. Gene Ontology annotation, cellular component: mitochondrial inner membrane. NCBI's taxonomy places the organism in Eukaryota, Metazoa, Arthropoda, Insecta, Hymenoptera, Formicidae. Gene Ontology annotation, molecular function: pyruvate transmembrane transporter activity.